AUGCGGACGCUAAUGCUCAUAUAUUUCGCGUCGUUAGUGAAUUGUGAUUUUAAAAGUGAAGUGAAACAUUUAAGGCAUGCCAGGACCUUGAUCAGGCAUGGGCGGUCCAGGGUCCACUUCAGUCGGAUGCAUACGAGAGCCAGGGACCUCGUCGCGCAAGUUAUAGAGGCUGAGACAAGUAGCGAAUUAGAGAGUAUCGACAAAUCCGGGGAGGACCCGGUCGUGUCAGCGCUCAGACCUUACGGAGCGCCCGAUGAAGACGGAUACAAAACCACACCUGACAUGUUCCAGAAAUACUUCGGGAAUUACUCGGGAAAUGUUAUCGCGAGAGACACAACGGACGACGUGUCUCUGCUAGAUCACUUUAUUAACCUAGAGCAUAGUUAUGACAAUGAAACGCAGAGAAUCUCCCUAGAUGAUAUAAAAGACAUUGUUAACAAUGACACAAAUAUAAAUGAUAGUGAAAAUGUAACGGUUGUCAGACCGAAUGUUCUCGAAGACGUUGUUACUAAGUUUCUAAGAUUGAUCGAAACUCAGCAUUUGCUAGGCGAAAACUGCACAGCUGGGACGCAUUUGAAUCUAGGCGAGGGUGUGGUAGAUAGGUAUGCUCAAGAGAGAUUUAGGAUAGAAGCGGAUGUGGCUGUUAAUAGAGCGAAUAUGCUCACUAGGUUAUGGAAAUACGCCGGUCCGUCUGUGAUGCAUAAUGAGUAUUUGCUCCAUGCAAGUGUUUUCUCGAUGGUGGAGUUUGACGAUGACGUUUUCGCGGCUGGGAACUGUUAUGACCAAUAUCAAUAUAAAGAUUACCAGCUGUUUUGCCCGUUCGCGUAUCGGUUACCCGAGGGGCCGAUAUUGGCGAAGGAUCUGGCGGUCGAGUACAAAUAUUUGAGCAACACCUCAGAGUGGUUCUACAUUGCCCGCAAGAACGCCGAGCGCGUGAUUCGAAACCACAAUCAGUUCAGGAGAGGUUACAACACGUACACCUACAACGACACAGCACAUACGGAGAGAGAGUUCGACGAGAUUCUCUCCGUGACGUAUGAGGAUGGCAAGUGGUCGAAACCGUACUACGACUGCGGUGGUGGCAACAUCUGGAUGCUCACAUAUACCGUCCCUUUUUUCGGUUACAGCAAUGGCACUUAUUUCUUCAAAGGCACGAGCGGCAUCGACAUUGACCUUCGAAGGGUGGAUAUCGACCAGUGUCCUUUGAAGCCUGGCUCCACUCAGCUCAACAUCUUCGCCGGCACAGACAAGUGCAAGAAAAAGACCACAGAAUGUGUGCCGGUCCCAGGCUUGGGGUUCCGACGGGGCUCUUACCGCUGCGUAUGUCGCCGCGGGUUCUACUUCCCAAACACCACUGCGGAGAACAGGUUUUACAACGGAAGCGACAUCGAGGAGGAGUAUGAAAAACACCUCUCAAACCAAAUGAACCUGUACUCAAAAAUCACAGCGUUCGAAUGCCUGCCCUGUGCGGAAGGUUGCGAAGCCUGCGUAGACGGGUCUCCAUGCGUAGCCGCUUUGAACUGGGUUGUGAGGACGACCAUCUUUGCGUUGGCCUGCUUCGUCAUAUCCUGCCUUCCAUUCAUAGUGUAUUUCACAAUCAAGUAUGGACAUGUCCGGGUAGUGAGAGCUGCAAGUCCAGCUCUCCUUAGGGUCAUCGUGCUAGGAGCCCUGCUGAUCUACUCCACCACCCUCGUGAUGUACGGCAGACCUACUGUAUUCACUUGCACUGCACGCGUCUGGCUGCGGGAGGUUGGCUUUUGUUUGACAUACGGUGCUUUGAUGCUGAAGACAUGGAGAAUAUCAGUCAUCUUUCAAGUGCGUUCAGCGAAAGCGGUGAAGAUAUCCGACAUGUACCUCCUGCGGCGUAUAGGCGUCAUAGUGGGGGUAGCGUGCGUACUGCUCUCUAUACGAACGCUGGUGGCGCCGCCGACUGUCAUCGUGGGACGGACCACGGACGACCUCAAAGCGUACCUGUGCAAUACUGACUGGUGGGACCACUCCUUUACCACGUUGGAGGUGAUCUUCCUAAUGUGGGGUAUCCGCCUGUGCAUCAUGGUACGGAAGGCGCCCUCGGAGUUCAACGAGAGCCGGUUCAUAUCAAUGGCUAUAUACAACGAGUUCCUACUGUCUGUCUUCCUCAAUAUUUCCAUGUUAUUCCUACAGUCGCCCGCUAAUCCGGACCUUCUGUACAUUAUAUUCUUCUGCCACACGCAACUCACUGUCACGCUUCUCUUGUGUUUUAUUUUUGGUAGCCGGGCUUACAUGGUGUUCAAAGGUCAAGGGAAGGACGAGAGGGAAAAAACCAAGUUCAGAUCCCGACCAGCGGACUCUACCUAUACUAUGACAACGAACCGUAGCGCCCACUUUUGUGACAACAUGACAGAAAGAGAUUUAGAGGAGGAGUUCAAAAAAAUAUGUAACCAGCUGGAGAAGCUCAGAGAGAGAUGUGGACCUGGUGCUCAUCUUUCAAAAAUAAUAAGUGCGAUGAAAGACGCAGCAACUCUUCAUGAACGAAGUCAAGGCACCACGGAUUCCGCUCCACUCAAACUAAAUACUGUAUUUAGUGCCGUAGCAGGAAAACUUAUGUGCACUGUUACACCGGGAGAAGAAUCGAGUAGUAGUGGAAGAGAUCUGCCUUUCGAAGCCCCACCAGCAUACAAACAAAGAAACUUCACUCUAGCAAAAAGCACAGAAAACAGCAAUGCAGAGCAAAGCCAAACAGACGUUACAACGGACUCUCCCAAGAAAAGAACAGAUUUAAAUGAAGAUAUAGAUUCAAAAGAAGAUAAACAAAAUGGUGUUUUCAAAAUCUCAGGUGAGGCUGCAGGCUGCAGUGACAUACGUCCACCUGAAGUUGCCAUUAAAAAUGGUAUAGGCAAAAGUGAUAGGAGUGAAGUGAGGUCCAGUCCAAGUAGUACAGAAACUGUUAAAGGUGUUAGGUCAGGUCAUGCGAGAACUCAUGCUAUCGUCAUUAAUCUAGACGACAAAAGUCGGUUUACUGAGGAGGUGACCGUUUAA
This is a messenger RNA of Pararge aegeria (speckled wood butterfly), 3018 nucleotides long. Its product is annotated as probable G-protein coupled receptor 158. Gene Ontology annotation, molecular function: G protein-coupled receptor activity. Lineage: Eukaryota; Metazoa; Arthropoda; Insecta; Lepidoptera; Nymphalidae. The record is from RefSeq and is a predicted model, not a curated record. The coding region runs from base 1 to 3018 and encodes 1005 amino acids. Gene Ontology annotation, biological process: G protein-coupled receptor signaling pathway. The transcript has 12 exons. Gene Ontology annotation, cellular component: membrane.